Messenger RNA from Stegastes partitus (bicolor damselfish), 750 nucleotides. RefSeq names its product protein PXR1-like. The coding region runs from base 339 to 641 and encodes 100 amino acids. NCBI's taxonomy places the organism in Eukaryota, Metazoa, Chordata, Actinopteri, Pomacentridae. The transcript has 3 exons. The record is from RefSeq and is a predicted model, not a curated record.
UAUGGCGUUUUGAUAAAUAUCAUCACCUUCCCUCUGGUUCAGAGGGUUCAGAAGUCCUUAAAAUCAGGUAAACUCAGCCACCAAAGUAAGGCCAGAGACCUAAAGUCAGGGACACGAGGACUCUCACAAAACAGCAGGAACUUGCUGCAGCUUUCUAAAUAACCAGAUUGUGACAGAAAUCAUUAUAAAUAUCUGACAUAAAACUGCACACUUUGGUUGUUCAGGUCUUUUGUGCAGCGUUUAAAAUGUUCACUUAAAUAUUUUCUCCUGAUCUGACUGUCACACAAACAACUCGACUUGGGGCAACAUUCAAAGGAAAACCAGAUGUGUUUGUACAAAUGUGGACUAACCUCCGCCUGCUGUUCCCCUGUUCAGCCAGAGGAGGCGCCGUCAGCGAGGAGCAGAAACCCAGCAGGAGGAGCAAAGACAAGAAACACAAGAGCAAGAAGCAGCACAAACACAAGAAGGACAAGAAGAAGAAGAAACAGAAGAAGCACAAACACAAGGUGAAGCAGCAGAAGAAGAGUAAGAAGGAGGCGUCGGACAGCAGCUCAGAGGACGACGACGACGACGACGGACACGUGUCCACGGAAGAGCUGCUGAAAAGACUGAAGAGCGUUCGUUCCCAUCAGACCUGGUGAUGAGCAGCAGCUUUGUCCUCCAUGAGGACGUCCAUCAGCAGACUGCACAUCGAUUUAAAAAGCUGCUGUCAUUUUAAAUGAUGGAAUAAAACAUUGAUUACUAACCGUC